Molecule: messenger RNA, 1010 nt
Organism: Ectocarpus sp. CCAP 1310/34
Lineage: Eukaryota; Phaeophyceae; Ectocarpales; Ectocarpaceae
Source: the annotation of a GenBank genome assembly
AUGCGCCGGUUAAGAAAAGAGAUCUCCAUCCGGCAGCGCUACUACUCCGGGGCCGACGGCCAGCCCUUCCCGCCCGGCCCGAGCGCGGUCGUGUUGGUGAGCCACGGGGAUGCGCUGCAGCUGCUGCAGUGCGCCCUUGCCGGUCGGCCGGCGGAGCAGCACCGGUCGCUGCCGCACCUCGAGAACUGCGGGAUUCGGGUCCUGCGGCCGCCUCCGGGGGAGGAGGGUGUGCGCGAGGCGCGGGGCGACGCGGAGGAGGAUGAAGGGGGGUGUAGGGGUGUGGAGGCGGCGGCGGAGGCGUUUCGGAUGACCGGCGCGCGCGUGUUCAGAGCGCCGGCGGGGGGAGAAGACGACGGGGGGGGGCGAGGGGAGGGCGGAGGAGGGGCUGAUGGAGAGCGGUAGAUGGGGAAGGUUCCACGAGAGUCACCCUCCUUGUUGAUAGCUUGGUAGGAAGAUUCUGAAGGUGAACUUUUUUUUUCGCGAAGAGCGUGAUGCUGGCUGCGCGAAUGUACAGCCGUGGUGUUAAGUGAAUUUUUGUUUUUCUUUGAGUUAACAGUGGAAGAAUACAUUUUUGUCAUAGAGGCCUGCCCUGGGGUGCUCUCAAGCAACUGUAUUUCCUGUGAAAGAUGCUACCGGCAACACGACAGACCUCCGACAACCGUUGCCCUCAAACGGUUUCAUCACCUGCAAUAGAUUCUACUUGUACGUAGCAAUCAUUACGAGCUUUUUUUGGUGUGUACCCUGUGCGCGUUCGUACAUUGUGUAGAGGUCGUUCAUGUGCUAUCGUUAGAUCAUUGGGGGUGGGUAUGGAUCAAGUGCGACCGGAAAAACAGAGAGGGCCAGAAAAUUGGGGGUUCCCCUGAGUUGCGCGUGUACAGACAAGGUGGAAUGAGAGAUAGCCUCGGAUCGCGGAUGCACGCGGAUGAACAUUUCCUCCUCGUCGUCGGAUCAUGCCGAACUUCGUUCAUGCUGUCAACAUAGACUACAGACCACGGCUUGGGACCGGUUGC